This is a messenger RNA of Nematolebias whitei (Rio pearlfish), 2196 nucleotides long. RefSeq names its product cytoskeleton associated protein 2-like (gene ckap2l). The transcript is spliced from 9 exons. Lineage: Eukaryota; Metazoa; Chordata; Actinopteri; Cyprinodontiformes; Rivulidae. The record is from RefSeq and is a predicted model, not a curated record. Gene Ontology annotation, cellular component: cytosol; mitotic spindle; centrosome. Bases 1 to 2196 code for a protein of 731 amino acids.
AUGGAGGAGGCUGAAUCGGCACCGAUACUGUCCAGAAAAGAGCUGCGUAAACAGAAGCUGAUGGAAUAUUUGGCAGCAAAGGGAAAACUGAAACCACCCGCUGUGACGCCAUCUCUCCAUCAAGACUGUCUGGGUCCAAAACCUAAGUCUUCACUAAAGGUUGCUACUGGAAAAGAAAACAAACCCUCGGCUGACAAAAUCAAAUAUAAAGGCUCAAAAAGUCAACCUUUGACCGCUCCAUCCAGUCAAGACCCUCUCAGAAAAACAUUUGGUGUCUUUAAUACAGUAAAUGUAAGAGGCGGCACGCUAAAAGGAAAGGAGAAUGCUGUUCGUCCAUCUGCUAGCAGUGCCUCAACGCAGCCUCGACGUAAUCAACACCCAUUACUCACAAAAACGUACACUGUGGUGGCUUCCAAACCCAACGUGACUGCAGCCAGCACCCUGAAAAGCUCAACAAGCACAAGAGGUCAAACUUCAGGCAAAACCUCUUCAAAUGCAGCUUAUACAGUUGGAGCAAAAUCAAAUUCCAAAUCUAGCCUUAGCUCAAUCUGUGCCACAACACAAAUGGCUGAUAGUCGGGUCAGUAUGGGCCCACUUGUCAAAACCAAAACUGGACUCACACCUGCAGUAAUCCAGCCGAGGAACACAAAAUCAGAGAUGUCACAUGCCACCGUGCGUAAAACCGUCUAUACUGCUUCUGUUGUUGCUAAGAAGGUGCAGUUCAGCAGCAGGUCGUCAGCCUCUGUUCCCCAGAGCUCUACUGGGGAGGUUUCUUUAAAUUCGAGAGUUGGAGGUAAAAUUCAAGCUCAGAACAAACCUAAACCUCCUCUGGAUAAACGUGCUCUGCCAGCUCGUAAGGGUCCGUUUUCAGAUGGACUGAGGGUCACCUCUACCUACGUCAAGUGCAACGCACCAACUGUAAAGCCUGAAGGGAAGGCAUUAACCAGUAAAUCAACUGGUCAGUCUGCAAACAGGUCCGUGAAGGUAACAUCUGGCGCUGCUCCCCAAACAUCCUCGAGGUCGAACAGAUUUAGUUCCACAUCUGGCAGCAGGUUUAAACAGGCUGCUGUGACUGAGCUCGCAGGGAAAACCAAGACGAAUAAAGAAGCACUUGGCAAGAAAGAGACAAGUUCUGCAAAAAUCCUUCCACCACAAGCACCUACAAAGCGUGCAUUCGCUCCAGUGAUGUCCCAGACUGCACCACAGCCCUCCAGAACCAUCAGCAUCACAGGCCGGGCCACAGGCAUGAAGACACCCAAGGUUACCGCCAAGGUCGUUCCUCAGACUGAGGGAAAGAAGACAACAUCUGCCCAGGAGGAAAGACUGAAAAAACUUAAGGAAUGGCGAGAAACAAAAGGAAUUUCUUACAAACGUCCUCCGAUGCAGGUGAAAACUCCAGUCAGGUGUACUGUGUCUGUACCCCAUCCUUUCUGGGCCUCCAUGAAGACAGAAGAUGAGGCCCGUUCACUCAUCUAUGCUGUGGACAAGUCCCUCGCUGACUGCAUCAAACUGCUUGCUGAGGGCUGCCCUCCAGACCAGGUGAAACAGAUCAUCUCUCGGUUGCCACCGGUGUCUCAGAAGUUUGCCAAAUACUGGAUCUGUAAGGUUCGUGUGAUGGAGCAAGAAGGAAACCUGGAUGUCCUGCCCAUGUUUGAAGAGGCCGUUCGUGUUGUGUUGGAGCCUGUAGAUGAGCUGCGAACAGUGGUGUUUGACAUUCUGAAGAAAAGAGACGAGAGCCGAGGGGAUGAAAAACAAGGAGCAACGUCUGAAAAGGCUCCAGAUGGUGUUAACGACCCCCUGAUGACCCCUAAACCUGUCAGAGCGCUCAUUAACGGAGAGAGAGGAGGCUCCUCGGUAAUCAAGUACAAGAUCACCUUGACUCCUGGCGGUCCUCCGACUCAGCAGAGAGUACCAGUACGAGUCAACGGCCAGGAAGUCCGCUUCUUCACUCCAGUUCGACGGUCGGCACGAAUCGAACGGGCCUCGCUCCGAUACCCGCCGUCCCUCCAGGAUCACGACAUCUGCGUCGCCUCGUACAGUGACCUCAUCGCUGAGGAGGAGAAGGAAGCGAGUGAUGAGCGAAAGAGCGGGGAGGACGUCUCGCCCGCUGACGACACGCUGAUGUACGUUUACAGAGAGAACGAGGCGCUCGGGGACAAAGUUUCUGUCCGGCUCGUUUGUGAUGACAGUAUUUAA